This is a messenger RNA of Saccharomyces kudriavzevii IFO 1802, 717 nucleotides long. RefSeq names its product U2 snRNP complex subunit LEA1 (gene LEA1). The record is from RefSeq and is a predicted model, not a curated record. Lineage: Eukaryota; Fungi; Ascomycota; Saccharomycetes; Saccharomycetales; Saccharomycetaceae. The coding region runs from base 1 to 717 and encodes 238 amino acids. Gene Ontology annotation, molecular function: protein binding; U2 snRNA binding. Gene Ontology annotation, cellular component: U2 snRNP. The transcript has a single exon. Gene Ontology annotation, biological process: mRNA splicing, via spliceosome.
AUGAAGUUUACUCCAAGCUUAGUCCUUGAUGCCCCACAAUAUUACGUUGAUCAUUUUAAUGGCAAGUAUAACGUAGAUAAAUGUGUUAUUUUAAGAGAUCUGCAAUUGGAAAUCGACUCGGAGUCCAUGCCAUCUAGUUUGAAGCAUCUGACGAAACCCACGCACAUAUUGGAUUUAACAAAUAAUGACCUUAUUAUGAUUCCGGAUCUAUCCAGCAGAGACGACAUACACACGUUACUGUUGGCUCGAAACAAUAUCGUGGACGUGGAUGGUCGCCUAUUGCCAAUGAAUAUACAGAACCUCACGCUGUCAAAUAAUGGUAUAAGAAGGUUCGAAGAGCUUCAGAGUCUACGUAGAGCACCUAAGACAUUAAAGAAUAUGACUUUACUAGGAAAUCAGGUUUGCCACUUAGCCAACUAUAGAGAACAAGUGCUUCGAUUGGUACCGCACUUGGAGACGUUAGACUUCCAAAACGUAACAGCAGACGAAAGAAAGAACGCUUCAAGGCUUUCCGGACAGAUGAAUAGUGGGAUAUCGAGGUCGGUUGGCACCACAGUUAAGGACAAUGAAACUAGAGAUAAAACGAUAGAAAUCAUGAAUUUGGUGGUGAGCAAGAUGACAGUGGAGAGAAGAAACGAAUUAAAAAAGCAAUUAGCAGAAGCCACUUCUCUAGAAGAAAUUGCCAGGUUGGAAAAACUACUUUCCGGUGGUGUUUAG